This is a messenger RNA of Osmerus eperlanus (European smelt), 601 nucleotides long. Its product is annotated as NACHT, LRR and PYD domains-containing protein 6-like. Bases 124 to 564 code for a protein of 146 amino acids. Lineage: Eukaryota; Metazoa; Chordata; Actinopteri; Osmeriformes; Osmeridae. The record is from RefSeq and is a predicted model, not a curated record. The transcript has 4 exons.
GAUGAGUACAAGGCAGCACUACAGGUGAUCAGACUGUCAGCAUUACAGCAGACACACACAGAACGAGAUGGAUCACAGAGAGGAGGCUGAGGGUGAAACCAGAGUUUUAUAAAGUGAUCCACAAUGGCCACAAGUAAUAAAACGCACCUGUUGAAAACUCUGGAGCAGCUUGGGGAAAAGGAGCUGAAGACGUUUAAAUGGUACCUGCAGGAUAAAGUUCUGGAUGGGUUUGAUCCCAUCCCAAAGAGCAGGUUGGAGGGACCUGCCAGAACAGACACAGUGGAUAGGAUGGAGGAGACAUACACACUGGAAGGAGCUCUGAAGAUCACUGUGAAGAUCCUGAGAAAGAUGGAUCAGAAUAAUCUUGCUGAGCGGCUGAUGGGUGUCAGUGGUGCUGAGGAGGCUGGUGGGAACAGUUCAACUUCCUGUCUUCCUCAGGAAGUCCAGGGUUCCUCCAACACGACUGAGACUGGAGGCCAUGCUGCUGCUCCUGGUGGAAACCCCUCAGAGCCUCAUGAGGAAGCAUCCCUGAUCCCACAGCAAAGCACCUCCUCACCAACGUAAGACAGUAAACAUGUAUUUUAAUGUGGAAUCAUAAGAC